This is a messenger RNA of Penicillium diatomitis, 1161 nucleotides long. Its product is annotated as DUF3433 domain-containing protein. NCBI's taxonomy places the organism in Eukaryota, Fungi, Ascomycota, Eurotiomycetes, Eurotiales, Aspergillaceae. Bases 1 to 1161 code for a protein of 386 amino acids. The record is from RefSeq and is a predicted model, not a curated record. The transcript has a single exon.
AUGGCGGCCGACGUCCUACGGUUGGAGUCAUUCUUUCAGCUCUCCCGUCCCGAGGGAGUUCCCGCGACUGUUCUGUUCACAAAUUAUGGCUCUUGUUACGGCUUCAUGGCCCCUCUGACUGCCGCUCGUAAUCGCCACUGGCUGGUCUUUUUUGUGGCUGCACUGUCGACCGCUCUGCGAGCCCUCCUCCCUGCGACAUCCGCAGGUCUGAUGGUAUUGACGGAAGUCACUACAUCCCAAACGAAUGGUAUCUCGACCUGGCCAGUAUUGCUGGAUACAAAUUUACAGAGCAGUCGUUUCGCCGCCGAGUCGGCUCGAUACACCCGUUCUUCCGUGGUAGUCUCUACAGAUCACCUCUACUGGCUGCGCUCGUCUGACUACGCAUCCGCACCGGCGUCUAUUCCCGAUGACACGAAUGAAUCCUCCAUGGUAGCGGUGAAUCAAACUGUCUACUGGGCCGAUCUCACCUGCGAGGAUGUGACGGUCGCUGACUUGAAGCUCGCGAGAUCUUCUCGAACGUCAACCGCGAGAGAUGAUGUGAAUACCUCCGCUCAUCAUGACCCGUGGGACGAGUAUCAAAUCCAAUUACCCCCAAGUAAUGAUGGCCGUUCGUGCCGCAUCAGCUUUGCUCUGGACACGACCAGCUUUGUUGAUAGCAUGUCCUCUCAGUUACAGUACUGGGAACCACUGGGUGCCCUGUCUCGGAGUGCCGUGGAGUCUAGUUUAAAUGCUACGAACUGCGAAGACCGCUCAUUGGUUGGGUUGCUUGUGGACAUUCCAAGUGCUAGCGAUGCAGCCGCAGGCCGUGUCCCUAAUGCCACUGCAUUCUCCUGCACCGCGAAUUACUUUUCUUCCACAGCGGAGCUUCAUAUGAGUGUCAAUGCAUCGAUCGUCGGUGCAAAGGUUGAUCAGUCCAGUCAAAGAUCUAUAUCAGGGGAGGACUUUGAUAUUUGUGGGUUUCAGAACCUUCUCCAGCUCGAACAACAUGCUCGCGUGGAUACAGCAAAUACGGGCUUAGUGGAGCUAAUGCCCGAUGCUCUUGAUUCUCCCGAAAUGUCCUGGUACUCAACGCUGAUCAGAUCGAGUAAUGGCCCAACGCCAUUUGAUGUCGCCGCGCGGGUUGACAGCCAUCAAUACCAGGAAAUGAUCAGUGAGUGUUGA